Messenger RNA from Pogonomyrmex barbatus (red harvester ant), 2467 nucleotides. Its product is annotated as kanadaptin. Gene Ontology annotation, molecular function: protein binding. The record is from RefSeq and is a predicted model, not a curated record. Lineage: Eukaryota; Metazoa; Arthropoda; Insecta; Hymenoptera; Formicidae.
UAAACACUGAAAGUGUUACGUUAAUUGGUUGUUACGUUAAUUUGGUUGUUAAAAUUAAAUUAUUAUUAACGAGAAUUUAUGACAUUUAAUUGCUUUCCAACAUAAAACUCGAAAAGAUUGUGAUCAUGGAACCGAACGAACGGAAGAAUGAUUCCGUAAGUUCUCUCCCUGAAGAUGCUCCUGUGAUUAAGGAUAAUGUUGAUACAAAUAACGGAAUAGAGAUUUCUAAGUCACAAGCGUGCAAUGAGCCGAGCACUGAAUCUUCCCAAGAUGGGACGGAUGAUAAAACAAUUUCGAAAGAGUCAGGAUUUAAGAAGCCGCUUCUCCUUAUCGGUCCCAAACGAGGUAAGACCGGAAAAAUUCGAACCGUGAACAACAACCCAGUUUUUCCACCAUCCGAAUCGUUAUCCGUAAGUAAGGAAGCUACCGAACCUGCUCAUCCGCAAAAUGACGCUGAGGAUAAGACCGAUAAACCAACAUCAGAUAGUUCGAUGGAGCAGAAUGUCCCACCUGAGGCAAGAAACAUUCCUAUACCAUAUUUAGAGCCAAAAUGGGGAGGAAAACCAGACCAGGAAUAUAAAUUGGAAGUUCUCAAAUCAGGAAUGAUUAUAGAGAAGAUCGAUUUGACCGAAAAAAGUUUUUAUUUAAUAGGCAGACUACCUUCUUGUAACUUAUCACUCGCUCAUCCAACUAUUUCAAGGCAUCAUGCGAUAAUUCAAUACAGAGCAAUAGAUGACGAGAAGAAUUCUAAAGGUUUUUAUCUAUAUGACUUGGAAAGCACACAUGGUACAUUCUGGAAUGGGCAUCGUAUAAAAUCAAGGACCUAUGUUCGGUUGCAAGGUGGUCAUAUGAUAAAAUUUGGUUGCAGUCAGAGAAAAUAUAUUGUGCAAGCUCCACCAGAAGAUCAGGAGGAGGAAUCUGAACUGUCAGUUACUCAACUCAAGGAAAAACGAAUGGAAGAAUUGCGCGAACGAGAGAUUAAACAACAAGAGGAAGAAGAAGCAGAAGAGAAAGCAAGACUGGCAGCGGAGAACGAGGGUAUUGAUUGGGGGAUGGGAGAAGAUGCCGACGAAGAAACGGAUCUUACAGAGAACCCUUAUGCUUCUAUGGCGGACGAAGAGUUAUAUCUAGACGAUCCUAAAAAAACACUAAGAGGCUGGUUCGAAAGAGAAGGAUAUGACCUGCAGUAUGAAGUUGAGGAGAAAGGGAUAGGCCAAUUUUUGUGUUGGAUAAAUUUACCUAAAGAAUGUUUCGGCGGUCGUUCCAUGAGGGCAGAAGCUCUUGUCAAAGGGAAAAAGAAAGAAUCCGUUGUCCAGUGCGCUUUGGAAGCCUGUAGAAUUUUAGACAGACAUGGAUUAUUGAGACAAGCCAAUCAUGAAAGUCGAAGAAAGAAAACGAGGAACUGGGAAGAGGAAGAUUAUUAUGAUUCGGAUGAAGAUAACUUUUUAGAUAGAACGGGAACAGUAGAGAAGAAACGUGAACAGAGAAUGAAGUUGGCUGGAAAAUUUGAAGAAAAAGUAGAGACGUAUAGUUCACUGACUGAGAAGCAUAACGAGAUUUUGAAUAAAAUUUCACAUUUGAAUAAUCGCUUAAAAGAAGCACAGGAGAAUAUUACUAAAACUGGAGAAUCUAAUGAGGAUUCAUUGGACGCCUUUAUGUCUAGUUUGAAUACAUCUACUUUGAGUAAGAGUGAUAUAACAAAAAUGAAAGUGGAGUUGCAAAAUCUACGUAGAGAAGAAAUGAAGCUUAUUAAAUUAAUAAACCUUACGAAGCCGGCCAAUUUACCACCUCUUGUCAGUCAAGUGCAAGCAGAAGAUAGCAAGGCAGAUCAACAAAAAUCAAAACUUUCCCUGAGAAAGAUUUCUCAACUUGAACGAAGAAGAAAACUUUUUGAGACAAACAACAAAGACGGUUCUGAGAGAGAAUCGUCAACUUUAAAUAGUAAUAGUACUAUGGAUAAUGAAGAAGAAGAGGAAGAAGAAGAUGAUGAAGAAAAAGAAAAAGAAGCUAAAGAAGAUAAUGCAAAAGAAAAAGAGGAAAAGGAUAUAAAUGUACAUAAAUUCGAAUGCGAAAAAUCUACAUUAUAUAAGAAUGAAAUUGAAUCAAAUAAUAGUUUGACAAUCGAUGAUAAAUCAUGCAUGAAAGGCGUUAAUCAGGAUAUGGAAGCAAAUAAGCCUAUUGCAGAUCAAGAAACGAAAAAGGAUAGAAAAUCGGAGAAAUCGAAAAGUAUAAAAAGACAGUACGAUCAAGAUGUCCACUCGGAAGAUUAUUCUACGUGGAUACCGCCACAAAACCAAUCCGGAGAUGGAAGGACAAAUCUUAACGAUAAAUAUGGAUAUUAAAUUAAUGCUAGCGUCAUAAGAAAAAACAAUGUAAAUAUUUGUCAAAAAUUUAAUAUUACCAUACAUGGUAAUACACAAGGGAUUAUUUAUUUUUUACAUCUAAAAUAUAUAUAAUCUCAAAUGUA